This is a messenger RNA of Habropoda laboriosa, 1004 nucleotides long. Its product is annotated as mitochondrial ornithine transporter 1. Gene Ontology annotation, biological process: mitochondrial L-ornithine transmembrane transport. NCBI's taxonomy places the organism in Eukaryota, Metazoa, Arthropoda, Insecta, Hymenoptera, Apidae. The record is from RefSeq and is a predicted model, not a curated record. Bases 63 to 1004 code for a protein of 313 amino acids. Gene Ontology annotation, molecular function: L-ornithine transmembrane transporter activity. The transcript is spliced from 5 exons.
CACGUGCUAACCUGUCAUUUUAUCAAACAUCGAGAAAAGUUUAUUAACUUGGCCGUACAAAAAUGUCAUUAGAAUGUACGGAAAAAGUAAAUCAACGUUUAAGAAAUGUAAAAGCCGGUUUAAUUGAUUUGAUUGCUGGAUCGCUUGGUGGGAUAGCACUUGUGUAUGUUGGGCAACCAUUAGAUACGGUUAAAGUAAAAAUGCAAACCUUUCCCUCCAUGUAUAAUGGAAUGGUAAAUUGUUUUUUAAAAACGUUGAGGACAGAUGGGGUAAUGCGUGGUUUAUAUGCAGGAACUGUACCUGCAUUAGUUGCCAAUGUUGCUGAAAAUUCAGUAUUAUUUGCUGCUUAUGGGGGAUGUCAGAAAGUUAUGUCUAAUGUUUUAGGUGUUGAAAAAGUGGAAAACUUGACGUCAUUCCAAAAUGCUUGGGCUGGAUUUUUUGCUGCAUUCUUCUCUUCAUUAACAUUAUGUCCUACAGAGCUUAUAAAAUGCAAGUUGCAAGCAAUGAAAGAAGUUCAAAUAGAAAUGAAAGGGCCAGUAACCGCAGUUAAGAAUAUCGGAUCAUGGACGUUAACAAGUCAAAUUAUUAAAGAACAAGGCAUAAGAGGUUUAUUUACUGGUUUGUCAUCUACAAUAGCACGUGAAAUGCCUGGCUAUUUCUUUUUUUUUGGAGGCUAUGAAGUGACAAGAGAACUUCUAGCAAAACCAAAUCAAAGCAGGGAGGAUAUUGGAUGGCAAAAAACUAUGAUAGCUGGUGCUGUUGGUGGAACUGUUUUAUGGCUUGUAAUAUUUCCAGCAGAUGUAGUUAAAAGUAGGAUACAGGUAAAAAACCUAAAAACACCAGCAUUAUCGGUUAUGAAAGACAUUGUUAGAAAUGAAGGUAUUAGUUCUUUGUACAAUGGUUUAAAGCCAACGUUAAUAAGAACGGUACCAGCAACAGCUACAUUGUUUGUAACUUAUGAAUAUACUAAAAGACUUAUGCUCGACGUUUUUGAGAAUAGUUGA